Messenger RNA from Quercus lobata, 1623 nucleotides. Its product is annotated as putative disease resistance RPP13-like protein 1. The transcript has 3 exons. The record is from RefSeq and is a predicted model, not a curated record. Lineage: Eukaryota; Viridiplantae; Streptophyta; Magnoliopsida; Fagales; Fagaceae. Gene Ontology annotation, molecular function: ADP binding. Bases 1 to 1623 code for a protein of 540 amino acids.
AUGGCAGAGACUAUCCUCAGUGUUUUUGCUGACGAAAUACUAGGCAAGCUGAUUUCAGUUGCUACUGAGCAGAUCAGCCUUGCUUGGGGUUUCAAGGAGGACCUGACACGGCUUCUUGACUCAUUAGAGAUGAUUCAAGAUGUGUUGGCUGAUGCAGAGAGAAGGCAAGAGAGUGACCGGUCCGUGAGGCGUUGGCUACAGAGGCUUAAAGAUGUUGCUUAUGAUGCUGAUGACGUGCUGGACGAGUUUGCUUAUGAGAUUCUCUGUGACAAUGUGGCAAGAAUCAUAGAGACACUUCCUCGACAUCACUUGAAUAAACUACAAGAAGAAGAAUGUUGGUCCAUAAUCAAGAAAAGAGUAUCUGCAAUUCCAUUAAAUCUAGAUUUGGAGGCCAUUGGAAGGAAAAUUGCUAAAAAAUGUGGAGGGAUUCCAUUAGUAGCAACAGUUUUAGGAGGGACAAUGUCACGUAAAAAGGAGAAAAAGCUUCCAAAAGACCUGAGGAAAUUGAUUAACUUGAGACAUAUUUAUAUCAAGAGAACACCUAAAGAUAUAGGGAAAUUGACGUGUCUACAAACAUUGCCAUUUUUCACUGUGGGUCAAGACGCAGUUCAUAGGAUUGAAGAAUUGGGAUGCUUAAAUCAACUUAGAGGAGAAUUACACAUCUAUUGUGUAGAGCACGUGAGAGAUAAAGAAGAAGCCAGAAGUGCAAAUUUACUAGAAAAGGCCAAAAUAUACAAGUUGGGAUAUUAUUGGAGUGAGAAAAGUGAAGGCAACCACAAUAAUGACGAAGAGGUGUUGGAAGGUCUCCAACCUCAUCGAUAUUUGAAGAGCUUAACAAUCCAAUACUAUCAAGGAAAGAAAUUCCCACCAUGGAUGUUGACAGGUCAAAAUGCUAGGCGUGGUUUUUCGCUAUUUGACAAUUUGAUCGAGAUCAAAUUAAAGGCCUGCAACAAAUGUGAGGUUCUUCCCACACUGGGGCUUCUAUCCUCUCUUAGGGAUCUUGAAAUCAUAGAAAUGGAGAACCUAACAUGCAUAGGUACUGAGUUUUACGGCAACUAUAAUAAUGACGACAACUAUAAUAAGGGCAGUUGCAGAAAUGCAUUGUUCCCAUCGUUGAAAAAACUUUGUUUGCAGAGCAUGCCCAAUCUAGUGGAAUGGAAGGACGCAACGGGGCCAACAAGGACGACAGGAAUGGUGUUUCCUUGCCUUGAGGAGUUGAUCAUUCGAGAGUGUAGCCAACUCACAAGUGCUCCAUGUCAUUUUCCAUCCCUUGAGAAAUUAGAUAUACGCAGAAUCUGCAUCACGGCAUUUGAACAGAUUAGUAGCAAGCUUGACAGACUCGGGUCCCUAUGUAUUUCUAAUAUUUCAAAACUUGCUUCUAUACCAGAUCAGCUUUUGCAAAAAAGUUGGAUGCAUAUGGAGAUAUGGAAUUGUGAUGAUUUAGAGUCCAUCUGCAUAUGCAAUUGUGAUGAUUCGGAGUCCAUCUCGUCACAUGAGAGUCCACAGUUCAUACGCUACAAUCUCAAUUCGCUCCAUAUAUAUGGAUGUGAGAAAUUGAGUUAUUUCCCGGAACUCAGUAUCCAUGAGGAGUUGAAAGUAGAGCGUUGUCCUAAUCUAAAGUGA